Messenger RNA from Drosophila rhopaloa, 638 nucleotides. RefSeq lists its product as uncharacterized. The coding region runs from base 147 to 638 and encodes 163 amino acids. The record is from RefSeq and is a predicted model, not a curated record. Lineage: Eukaryota; Metazoa; Arthropoda; Insecta; Diptera; Drosophilidae. The transcript is spliced from 3 exons.
AUUUUAGCGGCAGUGUGCAAUCAUUAAUUAACAAAAAACGCGCUGCGUUAUUGAAAGUAGUAUUAGUGUGAAUGGGAUAUUAUUGUAUAUAAAAACAAAUUAUCGAAAGUUUCUCGGACCGGAAAGUACAAUGUACAUACUCAUAUAUGCACAUAUCGGAUCUGCAUUCUCUUGUUAACCGCCUAAGCUUCAAAGUGAGUCCCAAAAAGUUAUUGCGUGUGCGCGUGAAGAAUAUUAAGAAAAAAGUUAAAGUGGCUGCAGAUGAUUUCGAAGACUCCGGGUCAAACUAUUCGGACAACAAAUCUGAAAGUGGAUCCGAUGACGAGUUUCUCCAAAAUUUUAAAAACAACGAAAAAAAGAGAUCUUCUUUUGGAAAAAUUCAACGAAAACGCUGGACUGCUGAAGAAAUUAACGCCUUGGCCAUCGAGUUUGGCGAACCAGCUCAAAUUUCAAAAUUACCUUCGUUAAAAAAAUGCAUCAAGGUAAUCAAUAGGAAUCCCCAUCUUAAGGAUAGAACACCCCAGCAAGUCAAGUCUUGGAUUGACAACCAGAGAAAAGCUGAAGGGCGCAAGACUGGAUCUUCUCUUAAUAAGAAAAAUAUAAACUUUAAGUUACAUUAUAAAGAAUGUUAUUCAUGA